AUGAGCAUAGAGAAUUUCCCCUCACUCAGCUCUGAAGAGUUCACAGAAGCAUGCCAUCAUCUCGACAGGCAAUAUUGCCAGGCCUCACUAGGCCCCGAGCGAGGGCGCUGGAAACUCAGGCUUUGCAACGCACUCUGUACCGAUUUUUCCUAUGGUGGAGAUUUUACGACAUAUAUUCAAAUAAGACGUCCUCUCGAAUUUGACUUGGAUCACGGAGAUCUCUCACUAGACUUGGACGGGUUUUCCUUUUCGGACGAGAAGAACCAUCAUGUAUCAAUGGCGGAGGAUAAGGAUAUGAUAGAUGCUGAAGAAGCAGACGAGGUAACAUACCCUCGGUACAUUGUAUUGCUUCCCUUAAAAAUUCAGGUUUAUCUUACGAAACUGCAGGCUGCUCUUAUAAGACAGCGAGCUCGUCCAGAGAUUGCCAUGGUGGAAUACGAAAUUCAUCUUCACCCUACAUAUCGUGUGCCUUGCCUGUGGUUCACUCUACGCAACCUACCCGCUGAUGAACCCGCGUUUGACGUUGACACCGUCUUUCGCCGUCUUGUGCCUGAUGAGUACAAGGCUGGUCUUCGGAAACUCGGCAACGUAGGUGGGAUAUCGGCCGAUCAUCACCCUAUUACGGGCGUCCCAUCAUUCUUUGUCCACCCAUGCUUGUUAGGAGAUGCUAUCUCCAAAUUUGAGUGCGACAGGACGAACUACCUCAUGAUAUGGCUCGGGCUUGUUGGGGGCUGCGUGGGCCUGUGGGUACCCAAAGAGAUGGCAAUGCAGUGA
Fusarium venenatum is the source of this 774-nucleotide messenger RNA. RefSeq lists its product as uncharacterized. The record is from RefSeq and is a predicted model, not a curated record. Gene Ontology annotation, molecular function: ubiquitin-like protein transferase activity. Lineage: Eukaryota; Fungi; Ascomycota; Sordariomycetes; Hypocreales; Nectriaceae.